Messenger RNA from Amyelois transitella, 3623 nucleotides. It is a transcript of the gene Anxb13, whose product is annotated as annexin B9. NCBI's taxonomy places the organism in Eukaryota, Metazoa, Arthropoda, Insecta, Lepidoptera, Pyralidae. The coding region runs from base 343 to 1812 and encodes 489 amino acids. The record is from RefSeq and is a predicted model, not a curated record. Gene Ontology annotation, cellular component: cytoplasm. The transcript has 9 exons. Gene Ontology annotation, molecular function: calcium-dependent phospholipid binding; calcium ion binding.
CUACUAAUUUGUCAUCGUACAAAAAGCGGAUUAUUGCACUAAAUUUUGUGCUACAAAUUUGAGUCCACUCCGUUUGCAAAGUACUUUUCAUUUUGUACAGUGACUUAGUUUAGUUAACAUACUUUAGUUUUCAAUAAAUUCAUUUUCACUGUGACCUACCUGUUUAUUGUCACAGUUUUGUGAAAGUGGAGGAAGGAAUCUAUGUCGUAACUACCUAUCUCGUAUUUUCUUAGAGAAAAGAUCUUUGAUCAUUGCGUAUUUUACACUGAAGAUAGUCUGUGAACUUGGUAUUAAGAAACUAAAGGUUUUCUUUUGUGAAAGCAGAACCUAGGUAUAUCUACAAUGAAUCCCUAUCAGCAAGGCCAACCAGGAUAUCUCCACAAUAUCGGAUUUUCCAACGCAGCUCCCCAAUCCUUUGGGAAUCCAAUGCCUAUGCCAGGAUUCCCACAGCAAGGGAUGUCUUAUGGGAUGGGAUACCCACAAGCCCCACAACAGGGUUACCCCCAGCCAUCAUCUGGCACGCCAUAUCCCGGGUCGGGUUACCCCCAGCCUACUUCUGGGUAUCCUCAACAGCCUUCAGGAAUAUCAAUGGUUGGGUCCACAUAUCCUGGUCAAUCUUACUCCCAACAAAGUCAAGGAUAUCCCCAAUCUGCUCAAUCUGGCUACCCCCAUUCGGGAUCUGCAUAUCCCCAGACAGCCCCUGCUGCAUCUGCCUACCCAAGCCAGUCUUACCCUCACAGCCAAGGUUACUCGAAUCCCUCUCAAUCUGGGUAUCCUCAGCACGGCACUCCAUCAACAAACUAUGGACAAUCAAGUCCAUAUCCCGGAAGUGCAUCCCUUGGUUCCCAACCACCAGAAAUAAAGUCCAAGCCAACCGUCGUGCCGGUGAAUCCCUUCGACCCUCGAGCUGAUGCGGCGGUGCUCCGCAAGGCUAUGAAGGGCUUCGGAACUGAUGAGAAGGCCAUCAUUCAAGUCCUGACGAGGCGGAGCAAUGAGCAGAGACUGCGUAUCGCGUUUGAAUUCAAAACUUUGUAUGGAAAGGAUCUGAUCUCCGAUCUGAAGAGCGAAACGAGCGGGAAGUUCGAAGACUUGAUCGUGGCUCUCAUGACUCCAUUACCGCAGUUCUACGCCAAGGAGCUGCAUGACGCCACCGCGGGAAUAGGGACAGAUGAAGACGUCCUCAUUGAAGUCAUGUGUACCAUGUCCAACCACGAGAUUCAGGUCAUCAAGCAGGCUUAUACGGCCAUGUAUGGAACUCUUUUGGAGGACGACCUCCGCGGUGAUACUUCGGGCAACUUCAAGAGGCUUAUGACGUCAUUGUCUAUGGGUAACAGAUCUGAAGAAUUCCACGUGGACCAAGAAAAGGCCAGGCAAGACGCUAGGAGCUUGCUGCAAGCUGGUGAACUCCGCCUAGGAACAGACGAGUCGGUGUUCAACGCGGUGCUGUGUUCCCGUUCGUUCCCGCAGCUGGCGGCCAUUUUCCAGGAGUACCAGUUCCUCACGGGGCACGACAUCGAUGACGCGAUCAAAGCGGAGUUCUCUGGUGAUCUGGAGAAGGCCCUUAGGGCUAUUGUGAAAGUGGUGCGCAACAAGCCUUUGUUCUUCGCCGAGCGUCUCCACAAGUCCAUGAAGGGCUUGGGCACCAACGACCGGCAGCUCAUCCGCAUUAUGGUGACCCGCUGCGAGAUUGACCUCGGAGACAUCUCGGACAUGUUCCAGAGCAAGUACGGGGAGUCUCUCGCCAGCUGGAUAGAGGGCGAUUGCUCCGGACACUACAAAAAAUGUUUGCUCGGACUUUUGGGUCUGUACUAAUGCCAAGUAUCUAAUUAUAAUGUCUAUGGUCGGUGUCCCCAUUGAUUCAAGCACAUAACUUAUAUGUUAAGUUUUUUAUAUUUGCUCGAAUGUCUAUGUAUCUUUACAAAAAUAUGGUACGGAUAAUCUGAAUGGUUGAAGUUCUGAAACUUCUUUAUUAUACAAAUGUAGUAAAUAAGACUCCUUUUUUAAAGAAUCUCUGCCGUUAUCUGAAAAUUUCAAAUUAAAGUCCGCACAUGUUCUCGUAUUUGCAAAUAUUUGAUUUUCCUCACUUGAAUAGUUUAUUGUUAAGCUUAUUCCAUCAAUAGUAAUCAAAAAAUAUUUUUUCUGUAAUGGUUGUUAUAAAAAUAAAUAAACUACAUAUAAUAUUUAAUCAUUGACUCAUUAAGAGUCUAAAAUCUGACGAUAUCACGGAUAAUGCCAAAAUAUGUUUCAUUUUUCAAUAAGUAUAAGAUAUUGCUUAGUUUUGCAUUUUAAUCUUAAUAGUUUUCAUCCACGAUUUUCUGAAUCAUAAAAUAUAAACCUGUCCUUAAGCAGUUUAAGCAUGAUUAAUAAAUAAGUUAAAAAAUAUUUAAGACUAUUUUACAAUAAUUUUAAUUUGCUUUUAUAAUGUGCCUUAAAAAGUGAAAAGUGCCUAUUAAGUUAAUUUUAUCAAUUUCUCAAACACAUAUAUUUUUUUUCUUGCAAUUUUUGAGCUGUUAUAAUUAAGAAGGAUCACUAUGUGUUAAGUCAAUUAAAAUAUAAUUUGUACAACUAAAGAUAUUCUCUAAAUGAACCUCAAAUAGUUAUAUUUACACAAUAUUUUGUCUUUACUAAGGUAUACGGCAAACGUAAAAUUUAUCACAAUUGAGAUGCUGUGUUGAAAUACCUGUAUUAGUUUUGAGUGCUCAAUACAUAAUUUUCAAUACUCUUCUUUGAAAAAGACAAUGACUCCAAUAUAAGUACCUACUUUAAAUAUUCCAAAAAAAAAACUUGAAUAUGCAUUUACAAUGCAAUUUACUCUGAACUAAAUAGAAGCACAAUCUUAUUUUUUCUUAAUAAGCUCUUAAAGGUAUUUUUUUAUCCUUUUGUGCAUAAAUGAAUUAAUUUUCAAGAAUAAGGUCACACUUGACACUUUCUAAACGAGAAUCUCUAUCAAUCAGUCUUGCGUACUGGACCGCCACUUCUAUAAGUCGCAUCGGCAAUUUUCGACGGCGCAGAAUAGCGCAAUCAACCGAAUGAAAACUCAAUAAAAUAACGACCUUAUUACAAUUACAUUACACUUAAAAUCGAAAACAAAAUGUCUAUUGCUAUCUCGCUCAUAAUAGCGGACAGUUUAGUCUGCGGGUUCAAAUGAAAUGAGCGCUCUGAUAAGCUUAAAGCGUACAAAAAUGUAACUUCUGCUCAGGUAUAUAGUCAAUACUGUACGCUACUAUUAGUAUCAUUUUCUUGACCACACCCAUAUAUCAUUGAUUUCACUCGUUUUUUACCUAAUUGCUAUUCUUAUGAAUAAAAAAUAUAUAAGUACGGGAUAAUGUUGUAGUGUUAUGCAACCAAGUCGAUCUCUUGUUGCGUUUAUUUUCAUUUCCAAGAUAUCAUUUAAUAUACCUCAUAUAAGUAUAUUUGUUAUUGUAAAAUCCGUUGUGGAAAAGAGAUUUAAUUUAUUUUGUUUCAGUAUUUGAUAUUGAUUAUGAUCUGUUUUAAUAUAUUAAAUUGUAAAUUUAAAAAUUCUGAAAAUGUGCCUAAAAGUUCUUAUUUCAAGUACAACAUAGUUGUAAUGCUUGUAACCAAGAAUGUUAACUGAUGCUGUUAAAUAAAGAUAUUUUUAUACA